AUGCCUCAAGUCUUCAACUUAUCGCAGACCCCUGUUACCGCCCAUGCGUUCAGCGCGGACAACGCCCAGCUCGCGACUAGCUUCAACUCCAACGAUGUCCAGAUAUUUGCGCGUCAGGGCGCUGCCUGGGUGCCAACAGAGAUACUUUCCGAGCACGACAAACUCAUCACCUCCAUUGACUGGGCCCCCAACUCGAACCGCAUCGUGACAUCCUCUCAGGACCGCAAUGCCUACGUCUGGCAGCAAACACAGGACCCAUCCACGGGGAAGCUGAUCUGGAAGCCAACCCUCGUGUUGCUCAGAAUUAACCGUGCUGCGACACAUGUGCGAUGGAGCCCCAAGGAGGACAAGUUUGCGGUUGCCAGCGGUGCACGCGCAAUCGCCAUCUGCUCGUUUGACCCAGAAAACAACUGGUGGGUCUCGAAGCUACUCAAGAAACCUCUCCGCUCCACCGUUCUUUCCGUUGACUGGCACCCGAACAACGUGUUGCUCGCGUCAGGGAGUGCAGACAUGAAAGCUCGUGUAUUUUCAGCGUAUAUCAAGGAGGUCGAUGACAAACCCGCUCCCACUGUUUGGGGCUCCAAGUUACCUUUCAACACCGUUUGUGGGGAAUAUGCGAGUCCUUCUGGUGGCUGGGUCCAUGCUGUCAGUUUCUCGCCAUCUGGAGAUGUUCUAGCGUUUGCGAGUCACGACAGCUCGAUCAGCAUUGUCUACCCUGGAGGACCAACUAUCUGCACCAUCCGCAUCUCAUCACUGCCCUUCGUCACGCUCACGUGGACUGCGGAGGACACGGUGGUUGCCGCUGGUCAUGACUGCCAACCUGUUGUCUUUUCCGGUUCAGAAGGAGGCUGGCAAGGAGUGGGAAGUCUCGACGAUAGUACAUCCGGAAAACCUGCUGGCCCUGGGUCUAAUUCUCCCGUUGGCCGUCUCAACUCUGCUGCCUUUUCCACCUUCCGCGAUGCCGAUAGUCGCGGUCACACUUCUGCGAAAGCUUCGAGCGACGCUAAACUCUUGACUGUCCACCAGAAUACGAUCACCAGCAUCCGUCCCUUUGAGACCAAGGGUGGACGCGUUACCAAGGUCAGCACUAGCGGUGUGGAUGGCAAUCUUGUCAUCUGGGACACGGACAGUGUGAAUGCUCUAGCGGGUCGUGUCGGCGGACUGCGCGUGUAG
Molecule: messenger RNA, 1173 nt
Organism: Mycena indigotica
Lineage: Eukaryota; Fungi; Basidiomycota; Agaricomycetes; Agaricales; Mycenaceae
Product: Actin-related protein 2/3 complex subunit
Exons: 6
Coding region: 1-1173 (390 amino acids)
Biological process (GO): Arp2/3 complex-mediated actin nucleation
Cellular component (GO): Arp2/3 protein complex; actin cytoskeleton
Molecular function (GO): actin filament binding
Source: RefSeq, a predicted model, not a curated record